CUCUUUUUCUUCUCCCUCUUUUUCUUCUCCCUCUUUUUCCCCUCUCCAGUGCCAGCCUCUGCCAGGGCUGUCCCAUCCCACCAACAAUUCUGAUUCCUGGAACCUAUACAGUGCACGCCGCAUCAUCAGCCCCUCGGAUAUCAAGGGAUCAAGGGUCUCUUUGCUGCUGCACCGAGCCCGAUCGUUACUGUGCCCACGGUGGUGGGGUCUCGUCGGCUAGACCCACUGUAGCUGCACCUGAACCUGGUUGCGGAAGCACUGGCGGGGGGUCAGACGCGCGCGUCUGGGCCGCCAUCAGCCGACUCCCACUCCAACUGAGGCUUCCCCACCACGUCAAGCCGGCCAUGACGUCCGCUGCUGUUUCAUUCUGGGCUGUAUAAUAUCCCAUUCACUCCCAUCAAUCGCUUGUGUCUCCCUCUCCCCCUCCUUCCCACGUCUCGAACGGUCUGGCCCCUGAUCCUACCGCGCCCACUCAAAGUCUUUUCCACGCCUCCCGGCGCUCUACAAGCCUCCCACCCGACGCUCAUCUGGCUGGGCGAAGGGGUGCGGACCGUUUCUCAAACGGCCUCCGCCAUCCUCACGUCCCGUCGGAACACGUUUCAACCCACGCCUCUACUGUCCUGCCAGCUGCUCCCCCGGCAGCACCCAUCAUGGCGCCACCGGCCUAUAUUUUUGUCGUGAGGCAUGGCAACAGGCUCGAUGUCGCCGACAGGAACUGGCAUCUCUCUUCUCCAACGCCCUACGAUCCCCCCUUGACGUACAGCGGAUGGGCCCAGUCGCGGGCCGUCGGCACCCGGAUCAGCAACAUCCUUAAAGACCGCUCGGCCCAAGAGGCAGACCCGCCCCAGCCCAGCCAGAAACCCCAGAAGCCGAAGCGAUACCGUAUCGUCAUACACAGUUCGCCCUUCGUGCGAUGCCUACAAACGUCGAUUGCCAUCAGUGCCGGGCUGAUGGGAAAGCCGUCGCUACUCGCUCCAGCCGAGCGAAAACUGUCCCCGGCGCAGGUGGGCCAGCUGGCUGGCGCUGAAACAGCACAGACCAAUGGAUCCACCACGCGGUCGAAACAGAGGCGGACGUCGAUCGUGGGCAAGAAAGCAGUGCUGCGCAUAGAUGCGUUUCUUGGCGAAUGGCUGUCUCCCAGCUACUUCGAGCUCAUCACCCCGCCCCCCGGCUCGGUCAUGAUGUUGGCGAGUGCGAAGGCGUCACUGCUCAAGGCCGAAGACUACAAGAGCUACCCCCACCUACAGACUCGGUCUCAUUCCAAUGCCUCUGUCUCAGUGCGGCCGCUCAGAAGCCAGCUUUGGGCGGGGUCACCCACAAGGUCGGUCUCUCUUUCAUCAGCACCGUCCGCCAGCGCCGUAGAGGACGCUGCAACACCCUCGCCGCUCCAGAACAUAGCUGGCGUGAAGGACUCUCUUCCCGCGCCCACUGGUGCCGCUCCUGUCAUCGAAGUGGGGGCCUAUGACCCUCCCGUGCCUACUUUCUCCAUGCCCAAAAGCGCGACCAUCCCGGCCGGCUACGUCAACCACGCGAAAGAUGCCUGUGUUGUCGUUGACUACCAGUGGGACUCGAUGCGGCCCCCUUACAACUGGGGUGACGGCGGCGAGCUUCCAGAAGACUGGCCUGACAUGCACAAGCGGUUCAAAAAGGGACUCCAAGAACUAGUGGACUGGUACACCAAAGCGGACGACCCUGCUUCGGCUGUAACAACCGAGUACCUGAAACCAGGUGCGGAUGGUCUUAUCCCCGCACAGGCCGAGAAUGAGGAGGACGAGAAUGUGGAGACUGUUGUGAUUGUGGUGUCGCACGGUGCCGGCUGCAAUGCCAUGAUUGGAGCCAUCACACACAUGCCCGCACUCAUGGACGUCCCGAUAUCUUCCCUUAGCAUGGCCGCCUUGAAGAAGACCGGUCAGGCUCCUAACGGAGUAAGCCCACGAGCCACAGAAGGCAACGUCCCGCUACACCAGACGUACGACCUCCUGCUUAACGCGAGCACAGACCACUUGCGCUCUGCAGCGCCCACACCGAAUCCCUCCCCUUCUGCCAGCAUGGCUAGCGUCUAUGGUGGCUACGGCGCCGGGGCUGCGCGCGUGCGAGCUUCGAACUCGUUCUCGUCUCCGUCUGGCAGCGGCACCUCGGCGACCCAUAUGGAGGGCCUUAACAGGAGCUCUUCUAUCAGCGGAUCUGUCGCCUCCAUCCGUAGAGGUCUGCGCGACCAGGCUGCGUCGAGCCGUACGCCGUCGGGCCUGUCGGUAGGAUUAUGGUCACCUGCUCCCAAGGCGGACUUUGAAUUUGACCUAGUGGACGAGGAAGCCAUCGAGUUUGAUGCGAAACAGCCCCCCUCACCGCGAUCAUCAAGGGAAGCCCAUGAGCACAGCGAUGAGCUCGACGACCAGUUGACCCACCUCCCCAAACGCUCUACCCGUGCGAGUCUUGGUGGCAAGGGUCUUUGGAUUUCUGACGGUGGCGUUCCUACACCGCCCACCAUUCCGGCCACCGGCCCGGUGCGCGACCAGGGCUCUUCCAAGAGACGAUGGACUGUGACUGCUGAGCGUCCCUAGGAGGGCGCCAGGCAAACCCACAGGUCCGUUUUUCACGAGCGACGCUGGUCGAAUCUGCAGAGCAGGCGAGGUACCUAGGAGGAUCCCGUGCCCGCGGGAGGCGACGGCGGCUGCGCGAAGGAUGUUGAUGGCUGUGCCCACGUGGGCGAUUCUGCCCCUGAGGAUGACGACUACGGAAUCGACUUCCCCGGAGAACGGCGCGGUAGCCGCGGUGACGUGGAGCCUCGGGGCUUCUAGGCUGGCAGUGUGGCUGCGUGAUCGCGGCGACUUUUCAUGUGCAUAUCGUUUUCGGUCGGUAAUCAUGCAUGUCAGUGUGUGGUUGUGUGUAUUUGGCAGCAAAAAGCAACACGACAGCUCCCCUAAACAGUUUGUAGUAUAAACAGUAUAAGCAAAUAUGUACGAAUAUGUACGAAUCCCGAGGAUUAGAUUUGACAACGCCGCGGGUUUGUACCUGUCGAAUCUCAAAUGCGUACUAACAACAAGAUUCGCCCCCACAAAAAAUGGCUUUAAGUUUAUACAUGUAUUUAUAUGACCUUUUUUCUCUUUUUCUUCCUUUUUCCUUCUCUUUUCCUUCUUCCCUUCUUUUCUUCUAGUUCGUAGUCCUGUUUUUAAUCUAUCCUCGUCUUAUUCUUUUUCCAAAAUGCAGGGGUCAUGCUAUCGUAGGAACAACUUUAACAAUCGCG
Molecule: messenger RNA, 3244 nt
Organism: Gaeumannomyces tritici R3-111a-1
Lineage: Eukaryota; Fungi; Ascomycota; Sordariomycetes; Magnaporthales; Magnaporthaceae
Product: phosphoglycerate mutase
Exons: 2
Coding region: 651-2561 (636 amino acids)
Source: RefSeq, a predicted model, not a curated record